CGGUAGCGGCGGGAGCUGCGCUGGCCAGGGGUUCCGGCUGUAUUUCUAUGAGCGCAGCCGGCAGCCGCGGAGCUGCGGGAACCGGACUCCGGACGAGCUGGACCGCAGGAGUCAACCAGCGCAGCUUUUAGGUUAAUUUGAACACAAGAUUAGAUCCGAGUGGCCCAACUGUUCACCUCUUCAAGGAAGAUCCAUAUUCUCUGUGAGAAGAGUAGCCGGCCUCGAUCAAGAUGAAUGCUAUGCUGGAGACUCCCGAGCUCCCCGCGGUGUUUGAUGGGGUGAAGCUGGCUGCUGUAGCUGCCGUCCUCUACGUCAUCGUGCGCUGUUUGAACCUGAAGAGCCCCACUGCCCCUCCUGACCUCUACUUCCAGGACUCCGGGCUCUCGCGCUUCCUGCUCAAAUCCUGUCCUCUUCUGACCAAAGAAUACAUCCCACCACUGAUCUGGGGGAAAAGUGGACAUAUCCAGACAGCCUUGUAUGGGAAGAUGGGCAGGGUGAGGUCACCACACCCUUACGGGCACCGCAAGUUCAUCACCAUGUUGGACGGAGCCACGUCUACAUUCGACCUCUUCGAGCCCCUGGCUGAGCACUGUGUUGGAGAUGACGUCACCAUGGUCAUCUGUCCUGGAAUUGCCAAUCACAGCGAGAAGCAGUACAUCCGAACCUUCGUUGACUAUGCCCAGAAAAAUGGCUACCGGUGCGCAGUGCUAAACCACUUGGGAGCCCUGCCCAACAUUGAGCUGACCUCCCCACGCAUGUUCACCUAUGGCUGCACAUGGGAGUUCGGAGCCAUGGUGAAUUACAUCAAGAAGACAUAUCCCCAGACCCAGCUGGUCGUUGUGGGCUUCAGCCUGGGUGGUAACAUCGUGUGCAAAUACUUGGGGGAGACGCAGGCAAACCAGGAAAAGGUCCUGUGCUGUGUCAGUGUGUGCCAGGGAUACAGCGCGCUGAGGGCCCAGGAGACCUUCAUGCAGUGGGACCAGUGCCGCCGAUUCUACAAUUUCCUCAUGGCUGACAACAUGAAGAAGAUCAUCCUGUCUCACAGGCAAGCUCUUUUUGGAGACCACGUUAAGAAACCCCAGAGCCUGGAGGACACAGACUUGAGCCGGCUGUACACAGCAACAUCCCUAAUGCAAAUUGAUGACAAUGUGAUGAGAAAGUUCCAUGGCUACAACUCCCUGAAGGAAUAUUAUGAAGAAGAAAGCUGCAUGAGGUACCUGCACAGGAUAUACGUGCCUCUCAUGCUGGUUAACGCAGCGGAUGACCCUCUGGUGCACGAAAGCCUUCUAACCAUUCCAAAGUCUCUCUCAGAGAAACGAGAAAACGUCAUGUUUGUGCUGCCUCUGCACGGGGGCCACCUGGGCUUCUUCGAGGGCUCCGUGCUGUUCCCUGAGCCGCUGACGUGGAUGGAUAAGCUGGUGGUGGAGUAUGCCAAUGCCAUUUGCCACUGGGAAAGAAAUAAGUCCCAGUGCUCAGACACGGAGCAGAUGGAGGCCGAGUUAGAAUGAUCCCUCGGGACUCUGCGUGCUCCAGCGGCCUUCCUCUGGAACCCACGUCCCUUUGACGGCUGUUUCAGGUCUCCCAUCUCCCUCAUUGACCUGGAUCUGACCUCAUACCAUCAGCGGGGGCCACCCGUCAUGCAACCUGUCUCAAGUAGGCGGCUCUCCCUGGGAGCUCCAGGCUAUUUUUGUGCUUAGUUACGGGUUUUCUCCAUUGCGUUCUUAGCCACGGUGGCAAGCUACAAGAUUCUCACCCAUCCGUCUGGUCUCAGUAUCUGAUUGCUUUCACGCCUGUUACAGCUAGUUUUCCCACUGAGGAACGCGUCUGAACUGCAGUUUCACUUUGCCAAUCAAAAGGCCUUUCCCUGAGAACAGUGAAGGAUGUAUGUCACUCUGUGAUGGUUCUAUGUGCCCUCGUAGAGGUCCCCCCUCCCCCAAGAAGUCAGCAUCUUUAACCGAUGCUGAAGAGAUGACUCAAUUUGGGAGUCUGAGAGCCUGGGGCUUCCUGGGCCUGGGUUUUGCCUCUGGGACCAAUGAAAUUUCCUGAAUCAAAAGCCAGGUUUUCCUCCUCACCAUCUCCUAAGACACCUCUGUCUUGUCUUGCUGCUGCUGAGAGUUGCAUGGGGCACUUGUCUAAAAAUUCAGCCUCCCAGAUCCCUCCCCUCAGAGAGGCUGACUCCAGUGGGUUUGGGAAGGGCUCUGGGGAUUUUAAUUUUUGACAAGUGCCCCAGGGAAUUCUCAACGUCCAGCAAACUGAGGGAGAAACACCAUACUACAGAGCCUUUAAGUUGGAAACCAUCUUAGUGGCUCAUGUAAUUGCCUUUUGUAGGCCACAGUGUCUCUUUACUCACAGAGACCUCCAAAGCAGCAAGGCCUGAUGUAUGGCUGCCCUUGUGUGAUCUCACUGUAGUGUCCCUAAAAGGGAGAAGACAUUUGACCUGAGCCCUGGCUCUGUUUCUCCCCGGCUGUAUGACCCUGGAUAAGUCCCUUUGGACUUGACUCUCUUCCCCCUAUGAAAUUGGGAACUCAGACCAGGUAGAUUGCCGAGAUGACCACCAGUUGUACAGUUCAGUGACAAACUCAGUAUACUGAGGUUUGCGAGAACAUCCCUCCAGGGGAGCCUGGACUCCCAGGCUCAGCAUGUAAAUGCCAUUCAUUGUAAUUUUUCCCCUCUGUCCCCAUGUCAUAGAAAGAGAUUUUAGAGUCUUAAUCACUCCCUCGUGAUUUCAGUUGUCCCUCCCAGGUCCAGCUAACAUCUUGUUUACACCAAACAAUUCAAAGUUGGAUCUGAGUUUGAAGAGAUGUAUUUCCAGCUGAGAGAAGGGGGUGUUCUUGUGAAGUCAGUUUGUAAUGAAAUAGCCUCUUCUUGUCGUCUAUUGGGUA
Molecule: messenger RNA, 2882 nt
Organism: Acomys russatus (golden spiny mouse)
Lineage: Eukaryota; Metazoa; Chordata; Mammalia; Rodentia; Muridae
Gene: Abhd2
Product: abhydrolase domain containing 2, acylglycerol lipase
Exons: 11
Coding region: 231-1508 (425 amino acids)
Biological process (GO): medium-chain fatty acid biosynthetic process; steroid hormone receptor signaling pathway; acylglycerol catabolic process
Cellular component (GO): sperm flagellum; sperm plasma membrane
Molecular function (GO): monoacylglycerol lipase activity; acetylesterase activity
Source: RefSeq, a predicted model, not a curated record